This is a messenger RNA of Cucurbitaria berberidis CBS 394.84, 2340 nucleotides long. RefSeq lists its product as uncharacterized. The transcript is spliced from 4 exons. Lineage: Eukaryota; Fungi; Ascomycota; Dothideomycetes; Pleosporales; Cucurbitariaceae. Gene Ontology annotation, biological process: regulation of DNA-templated transcription; DNA-templated transcription. The coding region runs from base 1 to 2340 and encodes 779 amino acids. Gene Ontology annotation, molecular function: DNA-binding transcription factor activity, RNA polymerase II-specific; zinc ion binding; DNA binding. The record is from RefSeq and is a predicted model, not a curated record.
AUGGUUCCGCCACCGAAUCCGUUUGCGAUAGCAUCGUCUGCUAUUCGCACGAAUACACUCUCUGCACCUAGCCUACAGGCAGUUGGACCCAGAUCACCAGGUUACUCGUCGAAUUCCUACAGCCACUCGACAUCUCCAAGCACAGCAUCUGGGAGCCUACCUGAAAUUCAGCAUCACGACACGCCAAGCCUAAUCAUUUCUCCUACUCAGAUUUCAUCUGCAAACUUGAACGCGCAAAAACGGGCCUACAGGCAGCGGAGGAAGGACCCUUCGUGCGACGCUUGCAGAGAGCGAAAAGUCAAGUGCGAUGCUACGGAGACUUCAGCUUGCUCUGAAUGCUCGAGCCGUAAUCACAAAUGUCAAUUCACCAAGGAGACCAAUCGUCGCAUGUCUUCGAUCAAACAGGUGCAAGAUCUACAAAGCCAGAUUGCAGAGUUGAAGACCACACUGCUAACCAAGACAACUAAUGAUCCUUUGGAGGCCGAGCGAACAGACAUGAAGCGUCGACACUCGGAGGCUCAGGUUGGUACCAUGUCAGGUACUCGAGUUCCGAUGCCCUCCAUGCAUAACUUUGACCACGUUCGCCGUAACAUCCAAAAACACGCUCAGGGUGUGUUCAGGUCGCCCCAUGAAAAUCGCAGCGUCACUGCAGAGUCCACCUCGGGGCUACCUGAAGUACCGCUACGGGCCGACUUUGCGCAUCUUUCACGAUCCUACCUCACUUCUAUCCACCAGUGGUAUCCAGCAAUACACUGGCCAACGUUUCAACAUGAAGUGGAUGAAGUCUACACAUCGAGGAGUUUCGCCGGCUUACCCCGAGAAUGGAUCGGCCUCUUCUUUGCAGUACUGGCUUGCGGCAGUUUGCUCAGUCCCACUAGUUCUCCAAGCGGAACACCACGAGGGCAGGCUUUCUUCGACAUUGCAACCCAGGCCCUAACACCUUGGUCGCAAGAUCUCACAGUCACACAUGCACAAGCAGCAUUGCUGUUGAGCAUCUAUGCGGCAGAGAACAAUGAGAAGUCUGUCGGGUCAAUGUGGCUGGCCUCUGCUAGUAGAGUAGCCCAGGAACUGCAGAUAAGUCCUGAAGUGGACUGCUGGUCUGUUGUCGAUAGCGAAGUUAGGCGCAGACUGUGGUGGGCGAUAUACGUGCGAGACAGGUUGACAUCCCUAGAAACGAAUAGGCCAGUGUUGAUUCACGAGGACGACUGCGAUAUUUCGCUUCCCUCGUCGGUCGAAGAUCGCUACAUUCAACCUCAAGGUUUCUUCCGCUCUCAGGCAAAUUCCGCACCGUUCACUGGUUUUAUCGCAACUAUCUAUGCUACACGGAUAUACACCGACGUGCUCCAGAGUCUAAAAUCCAGUAUCGUAACAACUCGCGUUCUGCAAAGUGUUGAUGAGCAGUUUUACUCGAAGCUAUCUUUACUUCCAGAUGCGUAUCAAAUCAGCUCAAGCGCUCCUCUUGAAGCCUCAGCGUUGCCACCAAUCAUUACCCUGCUCGACGCCCGCCUCCACCUGUACAGACGCAACCUCAACCCUAGCUGUCACCAUACAGAACGAAGCCAAGCACUGAGUCGGUGCGCCUUGGUCGCUCAGGAUACCGCCAAAUACAUCUCCAGAGCAUUGCACAAUCCGCCUAAAUCAGAGGCUGAGACGAGCUGGCAGGCGAGAGUGGCACCUAUCGCAAGCAACAUGCUGAGCAUGCACUUAUGGCGAUGCAUCCUCGUCCUCUGCUUCCGCGGCGAAUAUGACGCUGCCUUGAUGUGCGUGCGGCUCUCGGCCGCCAUAAAGAACACACGGAAAGUCAAUGCUGCCUGUGGCCGAAACAUCCUGUUCUUCCUGGACCGACUGGCAGACCGCACGCGAUCUGGUCUGGGCGAUGCCCAGCACCUAGAGCGCAACGAAGAAAUGAUGGCCUAUGUCAGCGGCGAUGCACAAGGCAGUCUCGAACACUCGUGGGUGUGGGCAGGCGCCGACUUGUCUUCUCCCGUCUCUCCGCACACGUCCCCACACAGCGCUGUGCGAUCUCAGGGGCUCGACGAGCCGAUGCGCGAUAACGGGCUGCCAGUACGCACGGCGUCUGGGUCUCCUGAGAACGGCAGUGGGGAGAGGGAUGAGUGGGCGCGGAUCGCGCAGGUGCUGAGAAGACUGAUGGACGAGAGUAGGCUCAGGGCUGCACAACCCCCUCCCCCUCCACCUCCGACUGCUACUACGACGUAUUAUCCUCCUCCGCAUAAUCCUGUCAAGCGUGUGCAGUUGGCGUCUGAUACGGCCAACUCGGCCCCGGUACCUACUCCAGCGCCGUCGAGCACGAGCCGGAUCAGCAUUGCGAAUAUAAUAUAG